Ilyonectria robusta is the source of this 1187-nucleotide messenger RNA. RefSeq lists its product as uncharacterized. The transcript has a single exon. The record is from RefSeq and is a predicted model, not a curated record. Bases 238 to 996 code for a protein of 252 amino acids. Lineage: Eukaryota; Fungi; Ascomycota; Sordariomycetes; Hypocreales; Nectriaceae.
CGCCGGGGGGAGGUUGCCGGGGAUGGCGAUAGAGUGACUUAAUAGGCGUUGAGAUCUCAUGGUGUGUGGUUUGAACUAAAGUCCCGGUGGCGUGUGUUGUAGACGUGAAUGGAUAGCAGUUGUGAGGUGAUUUGGUAACAAAGACGGAGGGAAACGGCGGGUUUAAGAGGCCGUUCUUCUUUAUGGUCCCUCGUCUCCGUCAACGAUGUUGCCGAUUCCAAGUUAUGGUAGUUGCAAAUGGUGAGAAUGGCGAAUAUUAAUAUGAGUGAGGUGGCGAGGCUGACAAUGACGGCUGCAAUGAUAUGGCAAGGUGAAGCCUGCCCUCGUGGACAUGGUGAUGAUUAUCAGCAACCACAACGCACAACACCAAGCAAUUGCUUUAAUCUUGCUGCCAGUGAGAAGGGUCUGCCGGCCUUUGGCGAGGCACGGUACAGGGCUGAUGCAAGGCAGAGACCCGGGAGUGAGCAGACCGCGGGGGCCGAAGAUGACGGAACCCCAGGCUGGCGCGCCGUUUUGGGACACGGGCAGUACGGGCAGUGGGGGAAUUGCUUUCGGCCUCAGUGCGAUCCGACGAUGCACGACUCUGCGGUCAUCAACGGGAGCACGGAGAGGAGAGGAUCCGGGAUUGUGGCUCAGGUCAACGCCUGGCAGCGGGACGGGCGACUGGGCGACUGGGGAGAGGGGAAGGCACGCAAUGGCUAUUGCAGCACAGGCGCCGUCAAUCGCGUUCCCGUGGUGGUGGUGAGAAAUGGAUGGAGCGAGGACGAGGGCGAUGAGACAGUGAGGCGACCGCCGAUUGGGGGAACUGUGGCGGGCGGAUCUGCCGAAGAACGUGGAGCGUGGCUGAAGAGCACCCAGCACGCUCCAGUAGAGAUAAAAAUACCCGUCUGCCGCUGCCGCUGCCGCUGGCACUACUGUACCGCUACGUACCGGGACGGAUCGGGCGGUAGCUUACUUAACUUUUGGCGCGUGGCUGAGGAGACUGGAGGCAUGUGAGAAAGGGGCGGUGCAACAACCAUCAUUAAUAUACAACGUUGUAUUUUUCUGCUUCUCGAGCGGAGGAGAGGGAGAGGGCCAUAUGACCUCCGGAUAGGACGGACUUGAGAGGGAUCCCGUGCCGCUUGGUCCUGCCAUUUUCCACCACGGGCCUUUCCCUCCCGCGACCAAGCCAUUAUAGUAAGGCGAAC